Striga asiatica is the source of this 1083-nucleotide messenger RNA. The record is from the annotation of a GenBank genome assembly. Lineage: Eukaryota; Viridiplantae; Streptophyta; Magnoliopsida; Lamiales; Orobanchaceae.
AUGCAAGGAAUAGAAAGCAAAGAGAAAACGAAGCAACUACACCGGGGAGAAAGGUUAGUUUCCAAGUACCACCACGAUACAAAAGAGGAAAUACCCGUCAUCGGGACCUUGCUACAUUUGUCAUCAGCAACCUACCUAAACGAACCAUCUUCAGACAAUGAACAUUCAGACCGCCUCGUAUGGGACCCGAUCCCCGGUCGGUACGUAUGGAUGCGUCCUCGUGUGGAACCGCUUGGUGGCAUGCUUUUAGUUCACUCCCCCUCUUUUGCUAAGCAGACCCCCACUGUCCCGGUAGCUUGUUGCGGCUUUCCUUUUGGACAUCCUGCAAGACUUCCUCUGACUGACUUAGCGGAUUUGCCCAAACCUAGGGCAAUCGUGGCUUCGCGACUAGGAAGUUCAAGUAAUAGGGCUUGUAUUGUGUCGCUUAGGAAUGACUUUCUUCUACCUUGCUCAGAGAUUCAAGUUGAUUCGCUUCCUGCUAAAGACUACCUUGUCCCAGGAUCGGAUGCAUACGUUUCAGCAUUUGCUCUAACUUCCUUUGUCGCUGCUGGUGCCCAUCUUUUAUCUUCUUUAGCCGGGAACUGCCGCCCCACCAACCCCUACCUUCCUAUUCCCUGCGAGUUAUCUCUCGCUUUUGCUUCUUUUCUUGGUGGGACGGGGAGUCUUCCAAACAAAGGGUUCUUUAUCGGCUUAGGACGAUUCCCAAGAUGUUCCACCCAACCCAAAAAGCACUCUACGCCGAAAGAGAUUCCUGUGGCGAAGGCCUAUGCUAAAGAUAGGCCUUGCUUGGAGCUUGUGAAUAAGGUGGAUCCUUCUUUCCCCUUUCAUCAAGGAAUGGAAUCCGCAACUAAAGAAUCUAUAGAAGGGCGCAGGACACUGCUAAAAGAGAAGGCGCAAAGACCAAUCCUCCUGCCGAUUCGAAGGGGUCUGGCUUGUAUAGUUGAAGGGGAAGCAAGAGGUAGUAGGGGCCCGGUUAAGCCAAUCCUAGGGGACGCAGCCCAUCCUGACGAGGGACUUCCUUCUGAUCUACGACCACCCUCAAGUAGGAUCGGGAGAAGUCCUAUCAAUAUACUUUUUUACUAG